AUCGCCAGCGAAAUACCAACUCUCGCAGACCAACAAAUUCAAACCAAACGGCGGAAGAUUCAACUCCUCCAGCAGAAGCAACAUUAAGGGUAAUGUUUUACUAAUUUUGACUUAUAAAUUUUGCAAAUUUAAUUUUAAUACUAAUGUUAUAAUUUAUAAAUUUGUAGAAUAAAGACAAAUACAAAUGGUCAUACAUACAAGAAAAAACAUUAAUUCAACUGUUCGACGAAGCAGUUGCUUUGGAUGAUUAUACUCUUAAAAAUCCAUCAGCUAUCGGUAGAGAGUAUAUGGUUGACAAAUUCAACCGGGCGUUCAAUAUGAAUAUAACUUAUAAUUUCUUCAAAAACAAGCUUGAUGAAUUCAAAAAAAGUUAUAAGAGAUGGAAAACUCUAAUGAGUUUUACUGGUAUCUCGGUUGAUCCUGAUACAUCUAUGAUAUAUGCGUCCGAGGCAUGGUGGAAGGAACGUGAAGUCGUAAGUAUACAUAAUUUUUAUAAUAGCAAAAUCAAAUAGUUACAUAUAAAAUAAUCUAAUGAGUGUAUAUUUAUAGGGGUGUAAAUUAACAAAAAGCUUGAACCGAAAGCCACCCAUUUUUUGGGAGGUGAUGGUACGAUGUUUCGCACUACAUGAUGUUCAAUCGCAAUCUCAACACUCUGCACGCCAACGAAGAGAAGAGUUGAUCAACACACGUUUAGUAGAUGAAGAAGUUGACGAUGGAUCCGACACAGAUAGUGGUGAUCGCCCACAAACACAACCUCAAGAGAUGGAAGAAGAAGAAGUGUAUCGUGUUAUAGUUGACGAUGGGACACAUCAUUUGAACGAAGAUACCAAUGAAACAGUUCGUAGAUGCCAUCAACGAGGGAGACAAAAUGUACAAUCAAGUGCUAGACGUGGGACCACAUCUCAUAGAUUAGGAGAAACUUCUCGAGUUCCUCUCAGGGGUGGGUCACGAGGAAAUAGAAGAAGACAAUCUUUUGAGACAACAAUACAAGACACUAUCGCUGGAUAUACAGAAUUUCAACGACAAAGUUUACAACAACUUCGUCCAGGUGCUUUUGACCAAGAAAACUAUGAUGAAUGGAAAAAGGCAGAAGAAAUAUUUCUUGCUCUAAGCAUUCCAAAAGGAAGAUUUUACUGGACAUGCCUUAAUACUCUUAAAGAGUUAGUCUUUUGGCGUAAGUAUUUUCUUGAUAUAGCUGGAAGCAUCGACGAAGAUAAGUUACAAUUAUUAGAAGCUAUGACUGGUGUUUCACGAAACAACGAAGAUGUGCCAAAACAGUUAGGUGUUGACCAAUCAUGUGGGAGUUCAUAUAGUCAACAGUGGGGCACACCACCAACUGCUCAACAAUGGGGUACCCCACCGUUUUCUCAGCAAUGGGGUACACCACCAAAUGCUCAACAAUGGGGUACACCGCCAAGUGUUUCACGAUGGGGGACACCACCUAAUGCUCAGCAGUGGGGUUCACCCCAGCCAACUCAACAAUGGGGACAACCACCAAAUGUUCAACAAUGGAACACACCGUCAACUUCUCAACAAUGGGGCACACCACCAAACUCUCAACAAUGGGGACCACAGCCAAAUAUUUCACAGUGGAGUACGCCACCAAAUGCUUCACAGUGUGAGACACCACCAAAUGCUUCACAGUGGGGACUUUCACAAAAUACUUCAGGGUGGGGGAUUUCAUCAAACUUUCAACAAGGCGGACCAGCAAGGACGAAUCCGACAACUGUUCAAUAUGGAUUUUCCGUUGGAAGUGAAGAAGAAAGUGUGAGAAAUGCUCAAGAAAAUAAUGCAGCAGUCGGAACUUCACCAAACGAUAAUGCUGGUCAUACUUCACAUACACCUAGACCAGGAGGUUUAUUCAAUAUAUGGGGAACAUCUAUAAAUAUAAACGAAAGUCACCAAAAUUACUCAGAAGACGAAGAUUAGUUUUUUGAUAGUUGUAUUUCUAUAUUCUAGCUUUUAUUGUAAAAUAUUGAUAUGUUUUUAGUGUUAUAAUCAUUUUUAUUUGGUUAAUAUAUUUUAUAUUUUGCUGACAGAUUAUUUUAUUUCAUGUUUAAAAUUUCAGGCUUUUCG
Molecule: messenger RNA, 2076 nt
Organism: Brassica rapa (field mustard)
Lineage: Eukaryota; Viridiplantae; Streptophyta; Magnoliopsida; Brassicales; Brassicaceae
Source: RefSeq, a predicted model, not a curated record